GGGACUCCUUCUUCUUCUGGCCGGCAAUCUCUGUCAACGCCUUCACCAGUUCCAAGUUCUAUUGAUGAGGAGGAGAUGCUCGGUGAUGAAGAGAUGAUGAAUUAUAUCAGGCGACAGCAAACGAAGAAGAUGGCGAAUGGUGCAACGCAAGCAGAGUUGGAUGAACUACUCAAGUUCCCGGAACCGAUACCUCCUGCCUCUGGGUCCACACCUGAAGAAAUCCUGAAGAGCCCUCAGGCUCAGUUCCUAUCUCAGUAUGAACGCGAGGAGAUGCUUAAUUACCCUCAAGUAUACUGCAUUGGUGCCAGGAGUCAGAAAAAGCAGGCGACCACUGACAAUACUACCAAUAAUCAUGGUUAUGAUGAUGAACGAGGUGAUUAUCUUGUCGUUAAUCACGAUCAUCUAGCAUAUCGCUAUGAGGUUAUCGAUACUCUCGGGAAAGGCUCGUUCGGUCAGGUACUCAACUGUCGGGAUCAUCAUACUGGGCAGUCGGUCGCGAUUAAGAUCAUCCGAAAUAAGAAACGUUUCCAUCAUCAAGCACUGGUGGAGAUCAAAAUUCUUGACAACUUGCGUAAAUGGGAUUCCGAGGACAAACAUCAGGUUAUCAAGAUGACGGAGCACUUUUAUUUCCGUAAUCAUCUUUGCAUUGCCAUGGAACUUCUCAGCAUCAACCUUUACGAGCUCAUCAAGGCGAAUGGUUUUGUCGGGUUUACCACGACUCUCAUACGGCGCUUCACGAGUCAAAUGCUCUUAUCUUUAUGUCUCAUGCGACACCAUCGCAUUGUCCACUGCGAUUUAAAACCUGAGAAUGUCCUUCUACGUCACCCUGCAAAGAGUGCUAUCAAAGUGAUUGACUUCGGCAGCAGUUGCUUCGAACAUGAGAAAAUUUAUACUUAUAUUCAGAGUCGUUUCUAUCGAUCGCCAGAGGUUAUCUUGGGCAUGAAUUACCAUAUGGCAAUUGAUAUGUGGAGUUUGGGCUGUAUUCUGGCUGAACUGUACACUGGUUUUCCGAUAUUCCCAGGAGAAAACGAACAGGAACAACUUUCGUGUAUCAUGGAAGUUCUUGGUGCUCCAGACAAGGAAUUUGUCAAUCGUAGUUCUCGCAAAAGAAUCUUCUUUGACAAUAGCGGAGCGCCUCGCCCUGUAGUAAACUCAAAAGGCCGCAGGAGAAGACCAGGAACCAAAUCUCUUGCCCAAGUCCUACGCUGCUCAGAUGACGAUUUUGUCGACUUCAUUGCCAGAUGCCUUGUCUGGGACCCGGAGAGGAGGAUGAAGCCACAGACUGCCAUGCAGCAUGCGUUUGUUCGAGCAGGUCGCCGUGGCAAGAUAACUAAUCCUACACCUUCGACGGCGAAAACGUUACUAUCUUCUUCGAGUUUAUCUGGAAACAGAAACAAGCAUUUGACCGAAACUCCAAAGAAGUCACAGAUCAGUGCGCCUACGCCCCUGACUGCCCGUAGCUCUCGCACAGUUACGAACACAGUGCCCUCUACGCCUGUACACGCGACGUCCAUCGGUUCAUCAUCUCGCUCUUAUCGUUCAUCUCAGUCACAUGGUCUUUCUUCACAAUAUUCUAGCCGGACACUCGGUGGGUUUGCACAGCUGCUAAAUAAUACACACAAUUUGCCUCGCUUUCCUUACUUACCCUCAAUAGGGAACAUUGCUGAUCGCUAGAUUCCUUUUACUAAGCUGGCCUUUCUUCAUACCCUCGGUCCGCUGUACUUUACCCUUGUUCUUUG
This is a messenger RNA of Serpula lacrymans var. lacrymans S7.9, 1739 nucleotides long. RefSeq lists its product as uncharacterized. Bases 76 to 1674 code for a protein of 532 amino acids. Lineage: Eukaryota; Fungi; Basidiomycota; Agaricomycetes; Boletales; Serpulaceae. The transcript is spliced from 7 exons. Gene Ontology annotation, molecular function: protein serine/threonine kinase activity; ATP binding; protein serine/threonine/tyrosine kinase activity. The record is from RefSeq and is a predicted model, not a curated record. Gene Ontology annotation, biological process: peptidyl-threonine phosphorylation; peptidyl-serine phosphorylation.